GAAGAUUCAUUACCUCCGCCAGCAGCUCCAGUCACAGCACAAGUGGCUACGGAGAAUAAAGGCAAGCAGAAGCUGGAUGCAGCAGAGGAAACAGUUGAUGCUAAGCUGAAACGAGCGCAACGUUUUGGCUUGCCACUGUCUAAUGAGCAACUGAAGCUAAAACGUGCUGAACGUGUUUCUGGGGCAAUCCACCGAAUGCAGUUCCUUCGAAAGCUCACGUUGGUUUGCUUCCCGUCACAGCAGCAGCAACAGCAGCAGCAGCAGCUAGCAAUCUACUUCCAAAUGCCGAAAUCGCUUUUGCCACGAAAUAAAUUUGGACAAGUGAGUAACAAAAGUUCUUCGAUUGGCGUAGUUGAGAAGGCUUCACUGGACGUUUUGGAAAAGCGUGCAAAACGCUUUGGAUUAUGUUCUGAGGAAGCUGAGGUGCAUUUUUGUUUCGUAAUACACAAAGUACUUGCUCACAAAACACUAUAG
Molecule: messenger RNA, 474 nt
Organism: Gongylonema pulchrum
Lineage: Eukaryota; Metazoa; Nematoda; Chromadorea; Rhabditida; Gongylonematidae
Source: the annotation of a GenBank genome assembly